CGCUGCAAAAGCUACACUACUACGAAGUACAGCUAUUACGAUUUACUAGCUGUGCACUUUGGUUAACCGCAUACUAGUACAAGCACUACGUACUAUAUCUUCCCUCUACUACCAUCGAGUGCAGUGGGCUAUUAACACCAAAAAUACUACCGCGCAACUGCUUCAAUAGUUUAGCCCACCAGUCUCACCACCCCAAGAUCCCAGAUCUCAGAUCUGACUUCCGUACAGUUCGCGUUUCCUGAGCCGUGCUACAGUCCACGUCCCGCAUACAUCGACACCCGUGCAGUCGCGGGAUACGACCGUCCCUUCGACCCUUCGAUUCCAAUCACCCUCGAAAGGUCACGCGAUUCUCGAAUUGCCCUCCCAACUUGCUGGACCGUCUCCUUCCACCCUCGUCCUAUCAUACUACUCAUAAGACGGCCCAAACCCUUCUCCUCGCUUCACGCUACUCCAACAAGGCGCUCCAAGACCCCCGGCGGCAUCAUUCGGGCUUGCCAUCGCGCCUCGAUCCCGGACCUGACUCCCACUUACAUGCGCUGGUCAAUGAAAGUCGCAAUCCAGUCGCGUUCGGAAUGCUAUUACGACUCCCCAAGAAUCUGCACUACCCUCUCACUAUCACCAAGAUAGAGAAGCGCGUCGGCGAGUUUGUCUCUCGCGACGACGACCUUUUCCUUUAUUCCUAUACCACAAAGGUCAAGGAGGGUAGCCGCUAUGAUGAUGAAGAGCAUGAAGUGGAAAAGAAGUUUGUCUCACAUUUCGCCAGCACCCUUGAGGGAGUGAUCAAGGGCUGGCGCGUAUGGGAAGGAGACGUCUUAACCCAUCCGGUAGAUGUAUGUGAGAUUGAGGAAGAAUGCCCGCAUACCGUCCAGUUCCUGGGUAUGUGUACCAAUUGCGGGAAAGACAUGACAACUGUCCAAGCAGGCAGCGAGACCACCGAUGCCGAUCGGGCACCCAUACGAAUGACCCACGACACUCCACAUUUGACCAUCAGCAAGGAAGAGGCAGCUCGAAUCGACGAGGAGGCAAAGCGUCGCCUUCUCUCUUCGCGCAAACUCUCGUUAGUUGUCGAUCUCGACCAGACAAUCAUUCAUGCGGCGGUGGAUCCUACGAUAGCGGAAUGGCAGAAGGACAAGGACAACCCGAAUUACGACGCUGUCAAGGAUGUGCGAUCUUUCCAGCUCAUCGAUGAUGGACCUGGCAUGCGGGGCUGCUGGUACUACAUCAAACUGAGACCAGGCCUGACCGAGUUUCUGGAGCACAUUUCUCAGCUGUACGAAAUGCAUAUUUACACCAUGGGAACCCGACAAUAUGCCCAGCAGAUUGCGGCAAUUGUGGAUCCAGAACGUAAGUUUUUCGGCGAUCGCAUUCUCAGCAGAGAUGAGAGCGGGAGUAUGGUAGCCAAGAACCUGGAGAGACUUUUCCCUGUGGACACAAAGAUGGUCGUAAUCAUUGAUGACAGAGGGGAUGUCUGGAAAUGGAGCGCAAAUUUGAUCCGAGUUCGGCCGUUCGAUUUCUUUGUGGGCAUUGGUGAUAUCAAUUCAAGUUUCCUGCCCAAGAAGGAGGAAAUACAGACGACACCAAAAUCCGAAGGCCAAAGGCUGUUGGAGAAUGGCGAAAAGACAGAAGAUGGGGAGGGAGACUCCAACGGUGUGGCAGAAGACGGCACUUCGACGAUUCAGAAUGGGACAUCAGCCCUCGAACAACUCAUUGCCAUGAGUGGCGGAGAUGAUCCGGCCGUCCGGGAGCUACAGAAUAAAGGACAGGAAGAAAUCAUCACGUCACAGUUGGAAGACAAACCCUUGCUCAAGAUGCAACUACAGCAGGACGAGAAAGACGAAGCAGAAGCUACUAAUGGGGAGCAGGCCGCUUCACAAUCCACCGAGUCAGACUCAAGUGAUUCCUCCGACUCGUCAGAAAUGGUAUCUUCUAAGGCCAAACCCCGUCACAGCAUUCUGAAGAAUGAUGACGAGGAGCUCAUCCAUCUCGAGGCAAGCCUCACAGCUGUCCAUGCCGCCUUUUACGCCGAGUAUGACCGAAAAAGACUUUCUGGGAAAGGAGGCCGUGUGGCAGCGCUGGCAGGGCAGGGGAAGGCACCACUGCCUAACAAUGAUGAAGAGAACGGAACGCCUGUGGACCUCCUCCUUGUGCCCGAUAUCAAGAAAGUGAUGCCGGCUAUGAAAAUGAAAGUUCUCUCUGGUGUCACAAUCGUGUUCAGCGGGGUGCUUCCUCUUGGAACCGACAUUCAGAGUGCGGACAUCAGUACGUGGGCAAAGACAUUCGGAGCCACCAUUACCGACAAGGUUGGCCGAGGCGUCACUCACGUGGUGGCUGCCCGACCAGGAACUGCCAAGGUCAAACAAGCCGUCAAGCGGGGAAUCAAGGUGGUUGGGACCGCGUGGCUGAUUGAAUCAAUGCAACAAUGGCGGAAACUGGAUGAAAAGCCAUAUCUGCUGGAAGGCGUGCGCAGCCAAAGGCACGAUGCUUCCAGCGAGAUCGGUGACAGUCUGGAAAAAUCGAUUGUGACGGCCAAUGAUUUCCUGCUCAGUUCGUCGGACGAUGAGACCACAGGCUUCAAUACCGAGGACGACCAGCCAGCACGGAAGAAGCUUAAGCUGGACGUCAGCCAGGAUACUAAUGCUACCGACGAGGACGAUUUGGAGGACUUCAUCGACGACGGUAGUCCGAUAACAAUCGACCAAGAUGAGUGGGCUGAUAUUGAUGCCGAAUUGAAGGAAUUCAUGGGAAGUGAGGCCGAGAGCGAAAGUGACACAGAUUCGGUCAGUUCCGCUCUGAGCUUCCGAGAGCGUCGCGCAGCCAAGAGACGGCGUGACGAUAGUGGAGAGGCAGAACCUUCGGCCAGCCACGUUGAGCAGUCACCAACAUCCAGGAGAACUGGGGCUGGUAGCGCUCUCAAGACGGUCGCCAAUAUCAGUAGUGAAAGAGAGUCGGAAGGAACAAAUACACCUCUGACUCCGGACUUGGAGGAAAAGAUCAGUGAGGAGCAACGAGAGGUUGAGGAGGAACAACAACGCGAGGAAGCAGAGGAAGAAGAUUCGGAUGACGAGUUUGCGAGAGAAUUGGAGCGCGAACUUGAAGAAGCCGACGCUGAAGAAGAAGAGAAGAAGUCUACGGAAUCUUCUUGAUCUGGUUAGGGAAGAUGAUUCGAAAAUGCUCCAGAAGGUCGUGAUUGACCUGACCCUCUUUACAUGUAGCGAGGCGUUUGGAAGCGGGCAUUGGCAUUGGCAUUUCCCAUCCGUUGCAUUGCUGGAGGUUUAUGCAUACAUGCAUUCAGGAUACCAUGGCGACUCAACAUGACCGCGUGGAAGAAGCCUUGCAUAGCAUCCGAUGUACGUGUGACUUGAUUUUCUGCAAUGGCAGCAGAGCUUAGCUUAGCUUAGCUUAGGCGGGCUGUGCUCGAGAAAAUAAUUGUUCAAGUGUUCAGUGUUGCGCCCUUCUCAUACAGUGCCACGUUCUCAGGUACAACUACAGUACAUCUCAUUCAUGCCAGCAGUUCCUCAUGCGGGAAAUGGUUGCCCCGGCCCGGAAGUGUCUGUUCAGAUAAAGUGUCUUCGGCACCUGCAGUCAUCUCUUGCUUUGCCCCUCGCUUUCUUCAAGAUUGCAGCUGAAUUUGAACCUAUCAAGGCUAUUGGGACCACAAGGAAAGGACUGUGCCAUGAUCAGAGGUGAAGUUAUAAACUCGAAGAUACCCUUCUGCGGAUAUUGAACGCCAGUACUAUUAGAUGCAGUUACACUUUGCUUAGUAUAUUCAGAUGAAAUACUACCAUGUCGACCAUUCCGUACCGUACUGGUAUAUUGGUAUACCUACUCUCUGAUGUUUUUCCUUUUCCCAUCUGUCAUAUCAUCAAACUUUG
Exophiala dermatitidis NIH/UT8656 is the source of this 3872-nucleotide messenger RNA. Its product is annotated as protein phosphatase. Bases 573 to 3143 code for a protein of 856 amino acids. Gene Ontology annotation, molecular function: RNA polymerase II CTD heptapeptide repeat phosphatase activity. NCBI's taxonomy places the organism in Eukaryota, Fungi, Ascomycota, Eurotiomycetes, Chaetothyriales, Herpotrichiellaceae. The transcript has 3 exons. Gene Ontology annotation, cellular component: nucleus. The record is from RefSeq and is a predicted model, not a curated record.